AUGCUACUGGUAUGGACGCCGUCUGUUGGCUCCCUGAAACUCUGCUCUCGUCUCAUUGACCACUGGGCGCCCUGUCUCCUCUCCGCUACUGCAGCCUAUGCCAUCUCUGUUGCUCACAGCUCCUUCCGUGCCCCUAAAGAGUACCAUGACGUCCUGUCUUCUUCUAGUCGUUUAGCACUUCUGAGUUCAUGCCCCAUGUCCGGCUGGCAUAGGACCGGUGGGGCCUUUCUACAAGAAGAGAAAAAUAGAGAGCAUAGUGACUCUCUCCGUGUUAUGAAGACAUGCAAGAGGAAACCAGGCGUGCGUUUGUUUGCAGAGUCGUUAAGUACUUUUGGUGGGACAUUUGACCAAAGGAAGCAGCUGGCAGGUCUGUACUUCUCCCUUGACCGUGGGCCCCAUCUUGAGAAUGUGAUUCAGCGCCACCUUGCCGCCAGCAUCAGGGUCCUUGGCGGUUUACUCUUUGCGCAGGUACAGUCGGCGGGGCGGAAGCGGAGAAUUGAGUUUGAGACGGUGACGAAAGGCGGUAGCGAUGGAUUGCAGCGAUUACGUGCGAAGGGCGAUGCCGCAGUGGAUCCUACCCCGAGGAUCGUGCCACCGUCGCUCCCACCGUCUACGGUCGUCCGCUCUCCGUCGUCCUUGGUAUGGUUGAGCUCGUACUCGUCUCACACUCGUAUUACAGGUCAGAUUUCCUUACUUCCCUUUUCCCUCCCAGAAGUUGGCGUCGGCCUUAUUUCUUAG
Messenger RNA from Echinococcus granulosus, 738 nucleotides. RefSeq lists its product as hypothetical. The record is from RefSeq and is a predicted model, not a curated record. The transcript is spliced from 4 exons. Lineage: Eukaryota; Metazoa; Platyhelminthes; Cestoda; Cyclophyllidea; Taeniidae. Bases 1 to 738 code for a protein of 245 amino acids.